AGAAGGCCACGUUAAAAUGGUGCUGGAGUUACUACAUGGAGGCAUCGAUGUGGAAACCCAGACUAAGAAAGGCAACACAGCUCUGCACAUUGCUGCCCUGGCUGGGCAGGAGCAAGUGGUGGCAGAGCUGGUAAAUUACGGGGCCAACGUCAAUGCCCAGUCCCAGGUGAGACCCCAGCCAGUGUCGGAAGAGACCCCGACCCCCCUGGCAGAGCCCCCUGCAGAGGAGCCACCAGCCACAACGGAUAACCAUACAAAGGGCUUCACUCCGCUCUACAUGGCCUCACAAGAGAAUCAUCUAGAAGUUGUGAAGUUCCUUUUGGAGAACGGGGCCAAUCAAAGCCUUCCCACUGAGGAUGGCUUCACCCCUCUUGCCGUGGCUCUUCAGCAGGGACAUGAGAAUGUCGUGGCCCUGCUCAUCAACUAUGGCACCAAGGGAAAAGUCCGUCUCCCCGCGCUGCACAUAGCGGCGCGGAAUGAUGACACGCGCACAGCUGCCGUGCUUCUACAGAAUGACCCUAACGCAGACGUCCUGAGCAAGACAGGCUUCACACCGCUUCAUAUCGCUGCACACUACGAGAACCUGAGCGUAGCCCAACUGUUGCUCAACAGAGGAGCCAAUGUCAACUUCACCCCUAAGAAUGGCAUCACACCUUUGCACAUCGCAUCCAGGAGGGGGAAUGUGAUCAUGGUACGACUCCUGCUGGACCGAGGGGCACAGAUUGAUGCCAAGACCAAGGAUGAGUUGACUCCACUGCACUGUGCAGCCAGGAACGGACACGUGAGGAUCAUUGAGAUCCUACUGGACCAAGGGGCUCCCAUCCAGGCCAAGACCAAGAACGGCCUGUCUCCCAUCCACAUGUCAGCACAGGGGGACCACAUGGACUGUGUGAGACAACUCCUGCAAUACAACGCUGAGAUUGAUGACAUCACACUGGACCACCUGACCCCCCUGCAUGUGGCAGCCCACUGUGGGCACCACCGCAUGGCCAAAGUGCUGCUGGACAAGGGAGCCAAACCCAACUCCCGUGCACUGAAUGGUUUCACUCCGCUUCACAUUGCCUGUAAGAAGAACCACAUGCGUGUGAUGGACCACCUGCUCAAACACUCAGCGUCCCUAGAGGCUGUGACAGAGUCUGGCCUGACUCCUCUACAUGUGGCCUCGUUCAUGGGCCACCGCAAAAUAGUCACCCAUCUGGUACAGAAGGGGGCUUCUCCCAGUGCUUCCAAUGUAAAAGUGGAGACUCCUCUCCACAUGGCAUGUAGAGCAGGACACUAUGAGGUGGCAGAGUUCUUACUGACCAAUGCAGCACCAGUAGACGCCAAGGCCAAGGAUGACCAGACACCUCUCCACUGUGCGUGUCGGAUGGGCCACAAGGAGCUGGUCACUCUGCUGCUGGAACACAAGGCCAACCCCAACUCCACCACCACAGCCGGACACACACCCCUCCACAUCGCUGCCCGUGAGGGACACACUCAGACUACACGCAUCCUACUGGACAUGGAGGCCCAGCAGACCAAGAUGACCAAGAAAGGCUUCACUCCUCUCCAUGUGGCUUCUAAAUAUGGCAAAGUGGACGUGGCAGAGCUGCUGCUGGAGAGAGGGGCCAACCCCAACGCUGCUGGCAAGAAUGGUCUGACUUCUCUUCAUGUGGCUGUCCAUCAUGACAACCUGGACGUGGUUAACCUGCUGGUCAGCAAGGGAGGCUCCCCACACAGUGCAGCUAGGAAUGGCUACACCCCUCUCCACAUAGCGUCGAAGCAGAACCAGGUGGAGGUUGCCAACAGCCUGCUGCAGUACGGCGCCUCGGCCAAUGCUGAAUCCCUCCAGGGGGUCACGCCCCUUCACCUGGCAGCUCAGGAGGGCCGGCCUGACAUGGUGGCCCUGCUCAUCUCCAAACAGGCCAACGUCAACCUGGGGAACAAGAGUGGACUGACUCCUCUCCACCUGGUGGCACAGGAAGGCCACGUGGGCAUCGCUGACAUCCUGGUGAAGCAAGGGGCAUCAGUGUAUGCUGCCACACGGAUGGGAUACACCCCUCUCCAUGUUGCCUGUCACUAUGGCAAUGUAAAGAUGGUGAAGUUCCUCCUGCAGCAGCAGGCCAAUGUCAACAGCAAGACCAAGGUUGGUUACACUGCACUGCACCAGGCAGCCCAACAGGGCCACACAGAUAUCGUCACCUUACUGCUCAAACAUGGAGCCCCACCCAACGAGGUCACCACUAACGGUACGUCAGCCCUGUCCAUCGCCAAGCGUUUGGGGUACAUCUCCGUAAUCGACGUUCUCAAACUGGUCACAGAGGAGACGGUUUCCAUUACCACCACAGAGAAACAUCGGAUGAGUUUCCCGGAAACAGUGGAUGAGAUAUUGGACGUAUCAGAGGAUGAAGGAAUUGCACAGCUAACAAUGGGGGAGGAGCUUUUGGGGACGGAAGGAGCCAGGUACAUGAAGAUGGAUGACUUAAAGGACCAUGAUGACGAUUUCCUGUCACCCAAGAAAUCAAUGGAUAACUACUCGCCUGCCAUUCCCAGGAUCCCUUGUGUAUCCCCAGAGACGGUCAUCCUGAAGGAGCAUGACAUGGAGCAGGUACACACUCCAAUGCCAUUACAAAAAGAUUACGAUGAAGACUCCCUAAUCCCCAGCAGUCCAGCUACAGAGACCUCUGACAACGUCAGUCCUGUGGCCAGCCCCAUACACACAGGGUUCCUGGUGAGUUUCAUGGUGGAUGCUCGGGGCGGCUCGAUGCGAGGCAGCAGACAUAACGGCCUGCGUGUCAUCAUCCCUCCACGGACCUGUGCCGCCCCCACACGGAUCACCUGUCGUCUGGUCAAGCCCCAGAAACUCACCACUCCUCCCCCCCUGGUGGAGGGAGAGGGCUUAGCCAGCCGUAUCAUAUCACUGGGCCCAGCCAGCAUGCAGUUCCUAGGGCCUGUGAUCGUGGAGAUCCCUCACUUUGCUGCUCUGGGUCGAGGGGACCGGGAGCUGGUGGUGCUGAGGAGUGAGAACGGCUCUGUCUGGAAGGAACACCGCAAUCGCUAUGGCGACGAUGUGCUGGAGACUAUCCUCAAUGGGAUGGAUGAAGAGCUGGAGAGCCAGGAGGAGCUUGGGAAGAAGCGUAUCCGACGAAUCAUCUCCACUGACUUCCCCCUCUACUUUGCUGUGGUGUCGCGCGUCCAGCAGGAGAGCGAUCUGAUUGGCCCAGAGGGGGGUCAGCUGACCAGUAAACUGGUACCGUUGGUCCAGGCUUCGUUCCCUGAGACAGCGGUCACCAAGCGAGUCCGUCUGGGCCUGCAGGCCCAACCAGUCCCAGACGAGCUGGUUGCCAAGCUGCUGGGUAACCAGGCAACCUUCAGCCCUGUGGUGACUGUGGAGCCACGGCGACGCAAGUUCCACCGGCCCAUCGGCCUGUGCAUCCCCCUACCCCCCUCCUGGAGAGAUAGCCCCCGGGACUCUGGAGAGGGGGACACUACCAGCCUCCGCCUGCUCUGCAGUGUCAUCGGUGGCACAGCCUCAGCCCAGUGGGAGGACAUCACAGGCACCACCAAGCUCAUAUAUAGCAAAGACUGUGCCAACUUCACAACCAAUGUGUCAGCACGGUUCUGGCUGGCUGACUGUCCCCGGACAGCCGAGGCCAUGUCUUURGCCAACCUCCUGUACCGGGAGCUCUCAGCCGUGCCCUACAUGGCCAAGUUUGUGGUGUUUGCCAAGAUGAACGAGGUCCGUGAGGGCCGCCUGCGCUGCUACUGCAUGACUGAUGACAAGAUGGACAAAACCCUGGAGCAACACGAGAACUUCAGCGAGGUGGCCCGCAGUCGCGAUAUCGAGGUGAUGGAGGGUAUGCCGCUGCACCUGGAGUGUUCUGGGAACCUGGUCCCAGUGAGGAAGGCUACACAGCAGCCUCGCUGUUUCAGCUUCCAGGCCUUCAGAGACAAUAGACUCCCCGUCUCUGUCAAGGUGAGAGAUAGUAGCAAAGAUCACUCCGGAUUCCUGUCCUUCCUGCGAAAGUCUACCAAGUACGAAGACAGCCAACAUGUGCUGUGCAACCUCAAUAUUACCAUGCCUCUGUGUAUCAAGGCUGCUGGGAGUGAAGACCGGAGGCGAACUCUGACCCCAUUAGCCCUGCGAGAGAGAUACAGCGCCCUGAAUGAGCCUGCCAUGGGUAAAGCAUCAAUGAGUGCCAUGGAAAAGACAGAGCUGAAGAUGGCUUUGAUAGCUGAACAGUUGGGACUGAGCUGGGCUGAGCUGGCGAGGGAGCUACAGUUCAGUGUAGAUGACAUUAAUAAGAUCCGUGUGGAGAAUCCUAACUCCCUAUUGGAGCAGAGUUCUGCCCUGCUCAGCCUAUGGGCCACCUGUGAGGGCAAGAGAGCCAAUAUGGAGAGUUUGUACACAGCUCUGAAGAGCAUUGACCGGAUGGACAUAGUAAACAUGUUGGAGGGCCAGGGGCCACAGCCUGCAGGGAGGCAGGCCCGGGAGCCAAGCAGACACAGACACAACGAGAGCGACCACAUCUCCCCCAGCCUGACCAAUGGUUACGGGGUAUUGCAGGAGGAGCUGCUCUCCCCUCCUUCCAUGCAGUACAGCCUGCCCUCCCCGCUAGGCAACGAGCCCUACUGGCAGGAAGUCUCCAGUCUGGAGUGUGCUCCCAUGGCCAUCACAGAGGAGGACACACUCAUGGAGAUGUCCGAUGUGCAGGUGUGGCCCUCGGGCAACARCCCCUCCCUAGUGGCCGUGGAGGACUCCUCACUGGAGUGCAGCAAUGCUGACGACUCGGAGGGGCUGCUGGGGCUGCCGUACGGGAGCCUGGGCCYGCCGGGCAGUAGGGCUAGCGGAGAGGGAGGGGGGCUGAGUGGCUCCAUGGAGCUGGUGGAAGACAACUCAGAGAUGGGGGCUGUUGACUCGUUCAGCACCGCCACCCCUGCCACCCCUGCUUCGUUCAGCACAGCCACCCCUGCCACCCCUUCUUCGUUCGGAGGCACCAUCGCCGCCAUGUUAUACAACGUUAAAGGUCUGGAGAAGGGUCAAGGGUCAAAAGUCGUGAAGUCAGAGGCAGCAGCGGUCAGAGGCAACUUGGCAGGUGGAGYUGGAGCUGGAGUUGAAGGAGGAAGAGGAGGAGGGACAGGCUCAGAGGAAGGGCUUUCUCUUGUUGCAGGACAACAGCAGCGAGUGCACACCCGGCUGAGCAAGUCGCCCGGUCUGAGCCGCGUGGCUGAUCGUAAUGGAGACAGGUGAGUGUGUCCUCAGACCUAAGUCAGUCAGCAGCUCAGCUGGACACAGCACUGGCCAGACAGGGGGUAGUCCAGACACUCACKUCUGAGACUGAGCCUUAGGACACUUCAAUGUUGCCAUGUUUCCUAACCUAAUAAUACAAUAUUUAGUUUUAGUAACAGAGUGUCUAUGAAGGACUAUUAGUCAGCUUUUGUUUGACACACACAUUUGACCCACAUUGGCCUCUCUCUGCUCCUUUCACUCUUUUGUCUCUUCUCCUCUCACUUGUCCUCU
Messenger RNA from Salvelinus sp. IW2-2015, 5500 nucleotides. The record is from RefSeq and is a predicted model, not a curated record. Lineage: Eukaryota; Metazoa; Chordata; Actinopteri; Salmoniformes; Salmonidae.